Messenger RNA from Scleropages formosus (Asian bonytongue), 2133 nucleotides. It is a transcript of the gene txlnba, whose product is annotated as taxilin beta a. The record is from RefSeq and is a predicted model, not a curated record. Gene Ontology annotation, molecular function: syntaxin binding. Bases 104 to 1843 code for a protein of 579 amino acids. NCBI's taxonomy places the organism in Eukaryota, Metazoa, Chordata, Actinopteri, Osteoglossiformes, Osteoglossidae. The transcript has 10 exons.
GUGUGUGUGUGGUGUUGCCUAUCACAGCUGUUGUCUCACUCAUCGUGCUCCCGGCCUCGUUUUGCCCCCUCUUCUACCCCGCUAGCCUGGUUCAUCUGCGAGAAUGGAGAAUAAUCUAGAGGUCACCGCUGAUCCAGCACCCCAAGUCCAAAUCAAUGGGAUGGACAAGCCUUGCGAGGACCCUUCCGAGGACUUCAGUCGGCAGCUGGAGGACAUUAUCAGCACCUAUGGGUCGGCCGCCAGCCCGCCGGAGCGGCAGGAUCCCACCCCGGAGGCGGAGGAGACGGAGGAGGCCCCGGAGGACGACGAGGACCCCGAUGGAGAGCAGGGCGAAGGGGUCACAGCUGCUCCGGACACCGAAGGCAGCACGCAGCAGCCAUCGGAGAAGAAGCUGCGGAAAGGGCUAGGGAAAGAGGCAGCGCUGCUAAUGCAAAGCUUGAACAAACUCGCCAGUCCGGAGGAGAAACUGGAAACGCUGUUCAAGAAAUACGCAGAGUUGGUGGAGGAGCGGCGGGCAGAGCAGCGGCAGCUGGGUGCCCUGCGGAAGAAGCAUGCCCAGACGCUGAAGGAGAACGAGCGGCUCCAAGGCGAGCACAACCGUGCGGUCUUGGCCCGCAGCAAGCUGGAGGGGCUGUGUCGAGAGCUGCAGAGGCACAACAAGGCCCUCAAGGAGGAGUCAGCCCAGCGGUGUCGAGAGGAAGAGCAGAAGCGCGAGGAGAUCUCGGUCCACUUCCAGAACACUCUGACGGACAUCCAGGCGCAGAUCGAGCAGCAAAAUGAACGCAACAGCAAGCUCCGCCAGGAGAACAAUGACCUGGGUGAGAAGCUGAACGGGAUCAUCCAGCAGUACGAGCAGCGAGAGGAGCACCUGGAGAAGAUCUUCAAACACCGCGACCUCCAGCAGAAGCUGGCUGAUGCCAGACUGGAGGAGGCCAACAUGCUGCUGCAUGAAGCGGAAGAGAAGCAUAAGCGUGAGAAGGAAUACUUACUGACACAGGCCGCUGAGUGGAAACUGCAGGCUAGGCUUCUGAAAGAGCAGGAGACAGUGAUGCGGGCACAGCUCGUUCUGUAUUCAGAGAAGUUUGAUGAGCUGCAGAGCACUCUGGCCAAGAGCAACGACGUUUAUGCCAGCUUCAGGAAGGAGAUGGACAAGAUGUCGAAGAACAUGAAGAAGUUGGAGAAGGAGUCCGGCACUUGGAAGACACGCUUUGAGAACUGCAACAAAGCCUUGAUGGACAUGGUUACAGAUAGGUCGAUUAAAGACAAGGAGUUUGAGAUGUUCACGCUGAAGAUCAACAAGCUGGAACGGCUGUGUCGGGCUCUACAGGAAGAGAGGAAGGGUCUGUACAAGAAGAUCCAAGAAAUCUGCAGGCCUGGAGAGAAAGUGGAUGUGAAAGCUGUGGAGGUGGAUGUCCAGGAAGAGGACGUGAGCCCUGAGAAUGCCCCUGUCUCCGUCCCACCUCCGGUUUCUGCUCCACAACCAGCCUCCGACUCAGAGUCCACCUCCAGCUCCACCGCUGACUCCAUCUCCACCUUCAUCCCUGUGGAAUUCCCUUUCACCAUGGAUAUGUCCCGCUUAAAGGCGGAGCAGGAGCGUCUGGAGGAGCUUGCCGCCGCCCUCUUGAAUCCUCACGAGGAGUCAGGCGAGGCGACAAACAGCGACGAGGAGGCGCCAAUCAGUGCAGAGGUUCAGAAGAGCUCCGAGGCAGGGGAAGCGGCUACUCCUUUCGACAGCGGUCCAGUUUCCUCACCCCCGCCAGAGACCUCACAGUCGGCCCCUGCUGAGAAGUUGACACCUGGAGACACGCAAGGAAGCAGUGAAACAGGGGAAUCGCAGGAAUAACAUCGACGGAUGCCUUGACGUGUCUUGUAACUCAAGCAGCACCACACGAGUUUUCUAUAUCCUCCACUUCUAAAUUUUGCUUGUAUUGGUGUCAACUAGUCGGUUUUAAUGGCUAUAGAUGUUUCUGAUAUCAAUCAGUUUUUCGAAAGAGACCUUUGCUGUCUUGAACCAGGUCUUUUAUAUAGAAUGCUUCAUACUCUUAAAGUGGAUUUGCCCGUGCACAUGAGUGCUUUCCUCAGAAAAAAUCACAGCAGUGUAUUUAUUCAAUAAAGCUCUCCAGAGUAUCACAG